Messenger RNA from Phytomonas sp. EM1, 2715 nucleotides. The record is from the annotation of a GenBank genome assembly. Lineage: Eukaryota; Euglenozoa; Kinetoplastea; Trypanosomatida; Trypanosomatidae.
AUGUCACUUUCACAGCAAAUCCUCAACGCUCUGGAGGCUGCCUCGAGCCCAUCUCAGGAUGUUCGGCAGCAAGGUGAGACCCUUCUCGCGCAGCUGAAGGCGGAUCCACUGGCCUUUUUCUCCUCCUGUGCUGAAAUUUUGGUCUCCCCCACCGCCAACGCGUACGGCCGCCAGCUUUGUGGGUUUCAAAUCAAAAACGCGCUGCUCCACCCCGCCUGUGCGGGGAAUGCAACCCUGCAGCAGUACGUGUGCACGCAGGCGAUUACGGAUCCGCUGCGGGGCAUUCGCAAGGUGGCAUCCUCCAUCAUCAGCCUCGCCGCGCGCGAGAACGUGUGGUCGGUGGAGGUGGUCGUGCCGAGCCUCUGCGGGAUUCUCGCGCAGCGGGGUGGGGAGUUGCCCGCGGUGCACGGCGCGAUCCGCGCGCUCUCGCAGGUUGUCGACGACUGCAUUUUACUCAUCGAAGCGCGGCGGAUGAUUCCCGCGAUCCUGCAGACGACGCAGCCCUUCCUCGCGGCCACCCACCUCGGCGUUGAGGUGGACGCGGUGGAGGUCCGCGCGAAGGCGCUCGACAUCGUCGCCAGCUUCCUCGAGCGCGCCGGGAUGGACUUCGACGGGUACGCCCACCUCAGUCUGCGGGAGGCCGUCCUCCCGCUCAUUCAGGUCUUUUUCGGGAAUCUAGAACGCCCGCUGUCGAACACGAUCGCGACGAAGUGCAUCACCUGCCUCGUCCUCUCCCUCACCUUCCACGAGGGCAUCGACGACGCGUUGUUCGGCCGGAUGCUUCGCCUGAUUCAGGAGGCGAUGGGGGCGCCGGAAGGCCCGGAGGAGCAGCUCCGCAUCGCCGCGACGGAGUUCUGGCGUGGGGUGCUGCACUUCCCGCGUUUCGCGGAACUCGCGGAGCCCGCGAUCGAGAAGCUGAUUCCGGUUCUCAUUCGGGCGAUGGUGUAUUCGGAUAUGGAGAUGAGCAUGCUGCAGGCGAACCCGUCCGACUGGAACGUGCCGGAUAAGCUGGACGACAUCCGGCCGCGGCAGUACCAGGCGCGCGUGCAGAACACCAACCCGGACGACGACGACGACGACCAAGGGGACGAGGACGAGAUCGAGGAGUGGAAUCUUCGCCGGGUUGCCGCCCUGACGCUGGAUAACAUUAGCGAGUAUUUUGGAGAUCGGGUGCUGAUGCCGGUGCUCGUCGAGAUCGAUCGCAUGAUGCAGCCGCAGGAGCCGUGGAAGCAUAUCGAGGCCGCCGUGCUCGCGCUCGGGGCGAUCUGCGAUGGCUGCUUCGAUGCCCUCGCGCCGUACCUCCCGAGCAUCUCCGACCGUCUGCUGGAGUUGCUGGAGUCGUCGGAGACGCAUUUCCUUGUGGUGAAUAUCGCGCUUUGGACGGGAACACAGGUGGGGCGUUAUCUCGCGCAGGAACCCGGGCGGCUGACGCGCUUCAUGCGAGCGGUGCUUCGCCAGAUGCAGAGCCCCUCUAAGCUCACGCAGGAGAGCGCGACGAGCGCGUUGGCGACGAUGUCGGAGCUAUGCACGGAAGGCCAGCUCGAUCCGAUGAUUGAGGAGAUCGUGCUCUGCAUCGCGCAGUGUGCGCGGGGGUUUCAGCUUAAGAAUUGCGUCCUCCUCUUUGAAACGCUUAAGACCUUCUGCGAGUGCGCGGGCGACGCGCUGCGGGGGAACGCGGCCGCCCUUGAACCCCUCAUGGCGCUCCUCGGGGAGGUCUGGGCGAGCACCGCCAACGACAGCCCGCUCAUUCUUUCCUUCUUCGAGAGUAUGGCGAGCGUGUGUCGGGUGCUCGGACCGGUGAUGCAGCCCAUGGCGGGGGAGAUCUUCCGUCGGGCCUAUGGCAUGUUAGCGCACCACACCCAGCUCCGCCUGGCGGCCCCAGAGGAGGCGCCGGAGCCGGAAUUUUUGAUCACCGCCGCGGAUUUGCUCUCCGGGCUCUUCGACGCGCUCGGGGCGAGCCUUGAGCCGCUGCUCUCGGCGCAGCAGCCCACCUUCAUGCAGGUCGUUCUGCCACUUCUGAUGGAUGAGCAGCACGAGAUCCGGCAGAGCGGCUUCGCGCUGCUCGGCGACGUUGCGCGGGCGUGCCCAACGCAGGUGCAGGCCGCGCUCGACGCCGUCUGCGGCGCGGCACGCGCGAACCUGGAGGUGCUCAAUGAAAGCACCUCCAGCAUUAUCAGCAACGUCGCCUGGGCGCUGUGUAAUUUGUUGGAGAAGGAGCUGGAUAUCAACCACCUCCCCACCCUCGCCGCCUCCUCGGCGCUCCCACAGUUGUACCUGAGCCUCGCACAGCUUUUUAGCGGUCCGGAUAUUAGCGCGGAGAUGCGGAAUAUGGCCGAAAAUGUCGCGCUUUGUUUGGGAAUGAUGCUUUACGCGGACCCCGAUCUCGGUCUUAACGUCAGCUUCCCGAUCGACUCCAUCGCGAAGCGUUUUUGCGAGUACGUCCGGAACAUCAAGCCGCUUCCGCAUAGAACCAUCGCGGUGAACGGCUUCCUGCUCGCCGUGCAGCGCCAGGGAGGACGGGUGGUCGUUGGAAACCUAAAACUCUUUUUUGACUUGGCGUAUGCCUUGACUACCGAAAUGGCGGAUACUCAGCGCGCUAUCAAGCAGCUACUCACACAGGUCAAGGAAAGGGAGCCGGCCGUUUGGCAACGCGCUCUGAAUCUUUGCGAUCAGCCGACGCGUAUGAAGUUGUAUGAAAUUUAUGGAAUAAAUUAA